AAAUACCCCUAUGGCUUUGACGUCAAUACACGUCAACCAGAGAACAUGAUGCCUCUUUGCAAGUCAACUCGUGUGCUGUGUAGCUGAUAGAGGCACCUCGAGCUGAAAUAUUAUAGCUCUAUUGUAUUGGAGAACGUGGUGUGACAGCCCCGCGGGUUCAGCAAAUGGCCUGCUUCGUAUCGCCGCACUGACAAGGAGAGUGUCGCCACAUUGGCGUUCAAGCUGGCAGGGCGACACAGAAAUCAACUUUGUCUAUUUUUAAUGGACACGCUUCGAGCGGCGGCGGCGGCAGCAGAAGCGGCGGCGGCGGCGGCGGGCGGUUUGUUUUCCUUUCGUCUUUAUCUGUAGCUGCUCAGCCCCGCGUGAGCCCCCCGUGUGUCCCCUGCUCGUCUGGCUACCUCCUACUCCUCCGCAAACAGUCCCAUCCAGAACAGCAUGGUCAUGGCUGACAGUGUCCAAAAACCGCUGAUCCGGGGUCCGGUCCGAGUGGGCUUCUACGACAUCGAGCGCACUUUAGGAAAGGGCAAUUUCGCUGUCGUGAAGCUGGCUCGACACCGCAUAACCAAGACCGAGGUGGCCAUUAAGAUCAUUGACAAGACCCAAUUGGAUGCUGUCAAUCUAGAGAAGAUCUACAGAGAAGUCCAGAUCAUGAAAAUGCUGGACCACCCCCACAUCAUCAAGCUGUACCAGGUGAUGGAGACUAAGAACAUGCUUUACUUAGUCACGGAGUAUGCCAAGAAUGGGGAGAUCUUCGACUACCUGGCGAAGCACGGCCGUCUCAAUGAGCUCGAGGCCAGGAGGAAGUUCUGGCAGAUCCUGACAGCGGUGGAGUAUUGUCACAACCGCAACAUCGUCCACAGGGACCUGAAGGCUGAGAAUCUGCUGCUGGAUGGCCACAUGAACAUCAAGAUUGCAGAUUUUGGAUUCGGGAACUUCUUUCAGCCCGGGGAGCCUCUGGCCACAUGGUGUGGCAGCCCACCUUAUGCUGCUCCAGAGGUCUUUGAAGGCCAACAGUAUGAGGGUCCACAGCUUGACAUCUGGAGUAUGGGGGUGGUGCUGUAUGUGCUGGUGUGUGGUGCGUUGCCCUUCGAUGGGCCCACUCUGCCCGUACUUCGACAGAGAGUCCUAGAAGGAAGGUUUCGUAUCCCCUACUUCAUGACUGAAGACUGUGAGCACCUGAUCCGCAGGAUGCUGGUCCUGGACCCAUCGAAGCGUCUGUCUGUGGCCCAGAUCAAGGAGCACAAGUGGAUGGCUCUGUACGCUCCUGUACAGCGGCCUGUUCUCUACCAACAGCCUCUGUCUGCUGAGGGCGAGGCCGGUGUGGGAGAGUACAGCGAACAGGUUCUUCGCCUCAUGCACAGCCUUGGCAUCGACCAGCACAAGACUGUAGAGUCUCUGCAGAACAAAAGCUACAACCACUUUGCUGCUAUCUACUACCUACUGGUUGAGCGGCUCAAGGCCCAUCGCUGCAGCUUCCCCGUGGAACAGCGGCUCGACGCGCGGCAGCGGCGGCCCAGCACCAUCGCCGAACAGACAGUCGUCAAGUCGACCAGUGGUUCAGCCCAGGUGGGUUUGCACCCGCAGGGCGUUCGUCUGCUGCGCUCUCCUGCUCUGCCUCAAGCCUCCUCCGAUGCUUUCACCUUCCCCCAGACUGCAUGUCCCCCGGAGCAGAAUUUCAUGGUGGAAGACGUCAACACACCCAAAGUGAACGGCUGCCUGCUGGACCCCCUCCCUCCCUCCACUGUCCUCCGCAAGUCCUCCACCUCGUCGCCUAGCAACAUGAUGGAGACGUCGAUCGAUGAGGGCAUCGAGACCGAGGAGCCUGACACAGAGGACGAUCCGCCCCACCUGCUCUCGGCCUAUCAAAUCGCUCGGUUUGGCCAGCGGCGACACACCCUCUCUGAGAUGACCAAUCAGCCGGGGCCUUCGAACCAAGGUAAAUUAUUCACUCUGGGCCACAAUCCCUCCAUGGGCAGCGUGGAUUCAGACAUGGGCUACGACAUGGGCUCCAUGCACAGCGACCUGGGCCUGCUGGAAGACUCCCCUUCUCUCAGUGAAGUGGUCCCAGGCAACAGCUCCGCCCCCGGCGUCACCCCGACACCUUUCCUGAGCGCUCGGCCCGCCAACCCAGCGAUGGCCGUCCUCACCUCCCAGCACAGGGAGACGCACAACCGAUCCCCCAUCAGCUUCAGAGAAGGACGCCGUGCCUCCGACACCUCCCUCACCCAAGGUCUGGUGGCGUUCCGGCAGCACCUCCAGAACUUGGCGAGGACCAAAGGCAUCCUGGAGCUGAACAAAGCCCAGAUGCUGGUGGAGCAGAUGGGCUCAGGGGACGGGGCCGCCAUGGGCCCCCUGGGACCACAGCACCACUUGCACAACCUCCUGGAGGGUGAGGCGUCCAAGCAGCAUGAGGGUCUAGCUUUAUACCAAGGUGGGCCGCAGCCGCCUCUCCUGUCCCGCAGACAGAGUUUAGAGACACAAUACCUCACCCAUAGACUACAGGCCAACGUCUUGGCUAACAGUCCCGCUAGCUGCCAACUUUUCUGUAAGGACACUCGAACUUUAGAGCAACAGCUGCAGGAACACAGUGGGAUCUACUGCGUUCCUCACAGACUGAACCAGAAGAGGAUGUACCUGCAGCAGUCCCAGGGCAUGGGGCUGCAGACCUACUUCAACCAGAUGCAGAUAGCUGAAGGGUCUUACCCGCCAGGCGGCCCUGCUCUGGACCUGGCGGCGUCUCAAAGUUCCCCUCAGGGCCCCCCCAUGUCAGCCGGCCACCAGCCCCAGCAGCAGGGCAGCCCUCAGGCCUCGCCCCCCUUCAGCCACCCUCACAGCCUGAGCCCCUUGAUGGAACCGGGCGAGGGCCUGCUUUAUGACCCCUACAUGAGCCACCACCACUACACCCAACACCUGCCCCCCGGGACUCACCUCCACCACCAGCUGCACCACCCCAUGCCUCACGAAGCCUCUGCCGGCGGUCUGAGCUUCAGCUACCCUGCAGGCUGUGAGCAGCACGUUCUGGGGCCUUCAGCAGAGGGGCUUCACCCAGAGUACGAGUUCUCACUGGACCCCGCCUUGUUGCCCCCCCCUGCUCCGGGAGAGGCCGAGGCCGGAGCUAUGGCCGGGGUUUUGGCCGGUCCGGGGCAGUCAGACGGCCUCGGCCUGCCUGACCUGCAGGGCUCCCUCCUGGACACUGAGAUGAUGGAGACUGUGGACUCCCAGCAUGGCUUCGUACUGGUCAACUAAAGCCGGCUGAGGGGGGGUAACAGAAAGCAGUAUUAAGCAAUGAGAACCUACACAGCACUAAGAGCAGAGAGAAUGGAGAUAUCAGCGGAGGAAGCGUAGCAACAGGGAAGGAAAAGUGUUAAUUUUUGUACGACUAAUACGAACUUCAUUUCUUAGUUGUGAUGAACCUCAGACAACCUUUCUACCACGAUCCUCCCUUAGCCUACCUCCCUUUCUCCCGCUCCUCUUCUGUUCUCAUCAGCCCUGUGAGGCAGGAACAGGUCCGAUAUGUGGCACAUGGCGGGCCUCGCCGCGCUGACUUGGGGAGGCUGCUAACGUCACAGACGUUGUGAGGACUGCGCUGUGCAGCCCGGCGGGGUGCCGCACAUCCUGGAGGCUGCCAGAGAGCAGCGUUUCACCUAGAAAUGGUUUGGAAGUGAACUAAUUUAGGACUGACUGUCAGGCAACCAUAAGGACAAUGGCUGGCAGUGUUUUUUUUGUAUUUAAAAAUAGGACACCAUCAACAACAAUAGACUGGUUCUCAAUACACUUUGUGCAUUUUUUUUUAUUUCAGUAGAUAAAAAAACAACUGAACAAGAGAUAAUGGCCCUCAUUUAUCACGGUACCAUGGACAUAACCGCAAAUUCAAGUGUUAAAAGUGCUUUUUGUCCAUUUAAUAGAAAUGUUCUCACACACUAAGUGACGCAAUGGCCGUGUUCAUGUGUGCACAGGUUUCAACACUAUACUCCAAAAAACAUGUAACUUUAGUUUGUCAUUUUCCUAAACAAACACCCUAAAAAAUGCUGAUUGAAGCACCACGUUGAGGAGAAUUGCACCAUUUGUUGAGCUUGUGCUUUCAACAGCGCUAAACUCUUUUCAAGCUAUAUUUUUUAGUAUUGAUGAAUGAAAAUAAUAGAUACAACACAAUUCUGUAGCUGCAGGCUUUCGCGUAGGCCAUGUGACAUAAAUAAUAUUUGUUUUCUUUUGUGUUUUUAUAGAUUGUAACUACUGAUCCUGAUUUAUUUCUUACACUACUGAACUGCUUUUUUUUUUCCACCUUUCCAUCCGAUUGCACACACUUGCCAGGACUCAUUAUGCUCAAUAAUAUGAGGAUAAUUACCAUGUUUUUGCAGGUGAACUGGCCACACGUCUAUUUAACAGUUGAAUUGUGGCUCAUGCGUUCGCCUGAUAAAUGAGGGCUGAUGUAAUUAACGUGUGUUUGGUUGAGAAGUAGCGGUGUUUUAGACAGUCGAUAUUAUUCUAUUUUUGUGGCAAUACUGAAGCAAUAUUAUUAAUCCUUAAUGUUGAGGGAUUAUGAAUGGAAGCCUCACCUGUACAGCCAACUCUGAUUGGUUCCCGGGGACCUCUGAGUCGUCAGCAGUGACAUCACUUGAGCCGAUGAUGUAACCAGGAGAUAAUCUCCCCCCCUCUCUCUCAUUUGUGUGUGCAAUUAUGCACAGUUCAAAAUUUUCUGCAUUAUUUGUCGAAAAAAGACAAACACUGUAUCGACGUCUCCACUCAGAAUACCACAAACUGUGCUCUCCCCCUCAGAGUACAGUCGUAGCUUUUAGAUUAAUUCUGGUUCACAUCCUCCAUGCUCCAGUCAUGCCUCUGUGUUGUUUUAAUGAUGAAUCAUGUUUAUAAUAAUAAUAAUGACCCCUUACAGAUUCCCCGCAUUAGAUCUAAUGACAGAAUGUUUUCCUCUCUGAGGCUGGGCCCGCUGUGAGACAAAGACCUGCCCAGCAUCAGUCACCUGACUCUGGAUUUGACUUGUAGACUCGGCACGAUCUUUGACUGACAGCGAACCAGCAACACGAGAGACGUUUUUUCUUUUCGCAGCACUUAGACUGUGUUCAAUCUACUUGAAGCGCACACAUGUAUCUUCUUUGACAGAUGAUGAUUUUUUUUUUAAAAACUACUUUUCAUUGAAAUAACAGGACAGUGAACGUCGGAGGGUUGAGAUGAGAUUAUUGGACUGUCAUCGUCUGUCAGACUGUGUGACCUUCAAUGGCCGUGGGGUUAAACUGUUCAAGUGUUUGUCAGAUUAGCUUUCAAAACCAGAUACACACUCUCAGUCUGAAGACUGGAUUGAGGGGAUAUCUUAUGCGGCAUUUCCACUGCGUGAUACGGCUCUGCUCGACUCGACUAAACCCAGAUUUGGUACCUUUUCCUCCCUUUCUUAUUUAGUUUUCCUUUGGUCAAAGGAAUAAAAAUAAUUGUUGUCACUAUCAACGGUAGCUUGGCUAUUUAAAAAAUCUUGCAGGAUGCAACAGUGACGAUUCUCUCUAAGCGAUCAGUGGUAGCAGCGUUUUAACUCCACCUAGAAAAAGUAUCAGGUACUGUGCACAAUCUCUGCAAAUGGAAAACCAAAAGAGAGAGGGCUUGAGAAGAGCAGUGCCGUACUAUGCUGCAGAAACACGGCAUUAGAGUUCACAAUCAGACCAGUUUGAACAGGAGUCUUCAUAGUUGCAGUUAACGGUCUUAAAUGAAGGCUAGAAAAUGUGGACCAACUGUGGUUGCAGUCUUGUGAAAGACUUAAAGGAAAAAUCCAACCGAAAAUGCUUUUAACACUGUCUCCAAGUUGAUGAAGGCUGCAACUGAUGAUGACAUUAUUUUAAGUUAUUUGUCAAUUAGUUGUUUGGUCUAUAAAUUGAAUUGUUGACAGAAAAAACACUGUUCUGUUGUCUUUCAGUGGCGUACUUUUAAAAUUCUGGUUACAAUCGAUCAACGUGAGAUGACGGAUGUUUCUCUCAUUGAACAUGAGUUUCCAUCUUUACAUCUGAGAGCAAAAGCUUAGUAAGUCACCAAUUAGCUCUGACAUUUACGAGUCAAAAGGGCAGAGAUACUAAUAACUCAACAACAAUGGCCUCAAUAGACACGGGUGCACUGCAGCCACAAGACAUGUUGCAAAACAGGUCCUGUGGCUGCGUUAACAGUUCCACCCUUAAAUUUACAAACGCUGGAUAUGUCUGUGCGGUCAUACACCCACAUUUUAAUUGCGUAAUCAGCUCACACCCAGUUCGUGGGUCAUGAAAUGUCCCUUGGAAAAAAAAAGCACAAGACAGAAGUGAAGCAGAGCCGAUUCUCAACAUUAAAAUAGUCGAUACACAGCAGUGUGAGAGCGUCAAAGGGUGGAUUUUUGCCUUUAAGUGAAUAUUUUGAUGAUUGUUUGCUUUCAUAUUGUCAAUGGUCAGGCUAGAACGGCUACAGGACGAUCUGUGGAAGUUAAUUACUGGAGCACUUUGACAACAAGGGGGAGAAGAGAUGUAGCGCGAGAGGAGGAGGAGGAGGAGGAGGAGGAGGAGGAGGGAAAAGGUUUGUGUCACUCUGCUGUUUCCUGGCAGAUGAAACAAACCGUAAUCUGUAGGAAACACCUUUCUCCUCUCUCUUCCCCGACAAUAAUGGACACAAAACAAAUUUCUUUCAAAGAAAGACCAGACACAGUAACACUUUAUCUGAUUAAUCCAAGAAAGUGAAACACCCGUCAGUUUAUGACGAGUGUUCUUUGUAAAAAAAAUUAGUGAAUCUUCGGUGCACCGAAGUGAAUUUUGUGUUGAACGUGAAAAAAGUGUUCAGUGUGCCUUUUACUUUUUCGUAUUUUCAAUCUAAAUUAAGAUUUUUCAAUAGCACCAUUCUUUCUGGUUUGACCCUUGUAUUGUUUAUUUUCUUAUGAUUACUUUUUCCGAAAAUAAGUAGAGCCAGGUUUUACAAAGGUACAAAACCAAAGUCCCUCAGAAGUUUCCCUGUACGACCCACCGUGUGGAGUUUUUGGAGCUUCUUUGUCAGCUUCUCUACCGUGCUUUUUCUUGUUGGUCAAUCAGUGUAUGCCAUUUAAAAGUAUUAUAGCAAUAUUUCUCUAGUUGAAGACUAAAGUCAUGAAGAUUCUAGUGGACGUGUUUCCAAGUAUCAUAAUUUCACCUCCUGCUGAUAAAAACAAAAACAUCAAUCUAUCAAUAGAAAUCCAGUUUUAUAUUUACCUUCAUUGAUGUUGACCACACAUAAGCUAACUUGCUGUUGAGAUUAAAAAAAGGUUUAUUGAAAAUAAA
This is a messenger RNA of Centropristis striata (black sea bass), 7271 nucleotides long. It is a transcript of the gene sik2b, whose product is annotated as salt-inducible kinase 2b. Gene Ontology annotation, cellular component: cytoplasm. Gene Ontology annotation, molecular function: protein serine/threonine kinase activity; ATP binding; tau-protein kinase activity. The coding region runs from base 436 to 3246 and encodes 936 amino acids. The transcript has 15 exons. The record is from RefSeq and is a predicted model, not a curated record. NCBI's taxonomy places the organism in Eukaryota, Metazoa, Chordata, Actinopteri, Perciformes, Serranidae. Gene Ontology annotation, biological process: protein phosphorylation; microtubule cytoskeleton organization; intracellular signal transduction.